Cololabis saira (Pacific saury) is the source of this 1767-nucleotide messenger RNA. RefSeq names its product metalloreductase STEAP4-like. The record is from RefSeq and is a predicted model, not a curated record. Bases 62 to 1435 code for a protein of 457 amino acids. Gene Ontology annotation, biological process: copper ion import. The transcript has 10 exons. Lineage: Eukaryota; Metazoa; Chordata; Actinopteri; Beloniformes; Belonidae. Gene Ontology annotation, cellular component: plasma membrane; endosome. Gene Ontology annotation, molecular function: ferric-chelate reductase (NADPH) activity; cupric reductase (NADH) activity.
GCAGGAAUAACAGACCAAACAUGACUGACAACUAGCACAUCAGAGAAGAUAGUAGAACAGCAUGUCAAUGGAAACUCUGGAUAUGGAAGCUCUCCCCGAACUAGAGCCGCUGUGCAUAUUUGGGACUGGGGACCUAGGGCGCUCUCUGGGCAUGCGUCUGCUUCAGUCUGGCUUCAGAGUGGUGUAUGGAAGCCGCAGACCUCAAAGCUGUGGUCUUUUGCCUCUAGGAGCUCAGGUGAUGACCCAUGCGGAAGCAACUCAGGCUGCCAGUUUGAUCUUCAUUUGUGUUCACAGAGAACACUAUGACUUCUUGGAGACGAUGGCACCUCAUCUUAAAGGAAAGGUGCUGGUGGACCUCAGUAACAACCUGAAGAAAAACAUGUACCCAGAAGCCAAUGCAGCCUACUUGCAGAGGCUGGUUCCCAAAGCUGCUGUGGUGAAAGGCCUUAACACGCUGUCCGCCUGGGCCCUGCAGAAUGGACUCCUAGCUGGAAAGCAGGUGUACCUGUGUGGGGACCAUGCCGAAGCAAAGCAGGCAGUUGCACAGAUUGCAACCAAACUGGGCCUCACCGUUCUGGAUAAAGGCUCUCUGUCAGCAGCUCGAGAGCUGGAGGACUUCCCCCUCCAACUGUUCCCAGAGUUUAGGCUGCCUCUGUUGAUAGCUGUAAGCCUCUUGGCCUUCUUCUUCUUCUACUUGCUCAUUAGAGAUGUCAUCUAUGCAUUUGUCGAAAAGGGGAAUGAAAUCUCCUACCGAAUCAUGGUGUCCCUGGCCAACAAGGUGUUUCCAAUUGUGGCACUCGUUAUGCUGUCUCUCUGUUACCUGCCUGGUGCUAUUGCUGCUUUUCUUCAGCUCUACAGAGGAACCAAAUACAGUCGUUUCCCUUACUGGCUGGACCGCUGGAUGCUGUGCAGGAAGCAGAUGGGCCUUCUUGCGCUUGGCUUUGCUUUUCUACAUGUCAUCUACACAUUAAUCAUUCCUCUUCGCUAUACUUUCUGGAAUGCACUUGUCUCUGAUGCAGUGAAUAAGAUGAAGAAUAAUGAAACCACAGAAUUCAGUAAAACUGAAGCUUGGGCCACGGACUCAUUUUUCGCUCUGGGAAUCCUGGGCUUCUUCCUUUUUGUGCUGCUAGGACUAACAUCCCUGCCCUCUGUUGGAGGCUCCCUCAGCUGGAGAGAAUUCAACUUUGUUCAGUCUAAGCUGGGCUAUCUGACUCUGUUGGUGUGCACGACCCAUGGCUACCUUUAUGGCUGGAAUAAAUUUCUUCUUCCGGCUACCUACAAAUGGUACACCCCCCCAGCGUUCAUGCUCUGUCUGAUUGUGCCUUCGGUGGUGCUGGUGCUCAAACUGAUCAUCCUCCUGCCCUGCGUGGACCGCACCCUCACUCGGAUACGACAAGGUUGGGAAAGGAACCAGCCAAAAGAGGAGACGGGUUGAAUCAAGCACGGACAACUGAUAAUUGCAUUUCUACCAGAAAACAUUGCAAUUUACAAUUUAAUCCAGUUAACAUUUUUAUUUGCAUACUUUUCACAUAGUUGCUAUCAAAUAGCUGUUAUUGAUUCCGAAUGCAAUAUAUUGUUUUGUUUUCUUUUCCACUGAAAUAGAUAAUACAUAAUUUUAAACUAUACUUUGCUUUAAAAGGCAAAUAUUGGCUUUUAAAAUUCAUUCAUACAGCAUGACAUAGAACUUGUUGUUGUCGAGUUGUCAGAGCCUGAAAUGAGUUUCCUUUUUUUUUUUUAAACAAUUUCAGAAUAAACCUUUUAUCCAUA